AGGACCGGGACGCUGCAGCUGAGCGCCGCUGAUGCUCAGAUCAGUGUCCAGCGACACAGACGCAACCUCACUCCUGCUUUGCCCUUAUAUCACUUCAUCGCACCGGGAGAUGCUUUAACACGUACUAUCAUUCGCGUUUAACCAACAUCCAUGCGAUUCUUCAGGCUUACCUUCAAGUGCUUUGUCGACUGCUUUUGAGACCCUUUUAAUUACCAGCGACGCACGUCCGUUAUUAUCAUUUGGAGAUCAAUCUUGUCAACGUUCUGCAGAAGAUCCGUUUCACACAAACAAUCAGACAGCAGUCCCACGGUGAAGUGCUGCACAGCGGGAAUUAAAAAACAAUAAAAGGUGAAGAACCGUUAUUCGUAGAUUCUCGGGCGCGCGGCAUGUCUCCAGAAGAGCACUUCUCCAAUGAUGGUGGCACGUGUGAGGAUGAGUCUCAGGAGGAAGCAGAAGUCGUCCGUCCUUUGGUGUCAGAGACUGAAGGGUCCGGUGCGGAGGUUGCUGAGCCCAGAGUUUGUGUGGGUUUGAUGGAGAGCGGUGACCCCAACACAGAGCUGGGGCAUUCAGAACGAGAAACCUGGAGCAGGCAGAUGGACUUCAUCAUGUCCUGUGUUGGAUUUGCUGUUGGCCUUGGAAACGUCUGGAGAUUUCCUUACCUCUGUUAUAAGAAUGGAGGAGGCGUGUUUCUGAUCCCCUAUGUCCUGAUGGUGUUUGUUGGAGGUGUUCCCGUGUUCUUCCUGGAGAUUGCAUUGGGUCAGUUCAUGAAACAGGGUGGAGUCGCCACAUGGAACAUUGCACCUCUUUUUAAAGGGCUUGGAUUGGCAUCAAUGGUGAUCGUGUUCUUCUGCAACACCUACUACAUCAUGGUUCUGGUGUGGGGCUUGUAUUUUCUGGCUCACUCCUUCACCUCCCCUCUGCCGUGGGCCACAUGUGGGCAUGAGUGGAACACUGUCAACUGUACCACUAACUUCAGCCGCGUGUGUCUCAAUCAGUCGCUGUCCUCUUCCCCUCCCAACGUCUCCUCGCUCAACAACAGCUGUCUGGAGCACACGGGGCUGAGAUCAUCUGUUAUGGAGUUCUGGGAGCGUAAAGUCCUCCGUCUGUCUGGCGGUUUGGAUGAGGUGGGUGACAUCAGCGGUUACUUGGUCUUGUGUCUGCUUGCAACGUGGGUCAUCGUCUACUUCUGCAUCUGGAAGGGUGUUAAGUCCGCUGGAAAGGUUGUAUAUUUCACGGCGGUGUUCCCGUAUCUGGUCCUGGUGGUCUUGUUUGUUCAUGGGGUCUCACUGCCAGGAGCUCUUAACGGCAUUACUUACUACCUGAAACCAAACUGGAGCAAACUCUCAGAGGCACAGGUUUGGAUUGAUGCUGCCACACAGAUCUUCUUUUCUUAUGCUAUCGGUCUGGGGGCCCUGACGGCUCUUGGGAGCUACAACCGAUUCAACAACAACUGUUACCAGGAUGCAUUUAUUCUGGGUCUCAUAAACAGCGGCACAAGCUUUUUUGCAGGAUUUGUGGUUUUCUCAGUUUUGGGAUUCAUGGCGGCCGAACAAGGCGUUGACAUCAGUAAUGUGGCAGAAAGUGGUCCUGGUUUAGCGUUUAUUGCCUAUCCAAAAGCCGUGUCGCUGAUGCCUUUAGCGCCGCUGUGGGCGGUGCUGUUCUUUCUCAUGCUUCUGGUGUUGGGAUUGGACAGUCAGUUUGUUGGUGUUGAGGGCUUUAUUACUGGAAUAAUGGACAUGCUGCCCCCAAAAUCAUUCCUCGGCUCUCAGCGUCGUGAAGUUGUUGUCGCAAUAUGCUGCUUUACCUGUUUUACGAUUGACCUUUCCAUGGUAACACAGGGAGGGAUGUAUGUGUUCCAGCUGUUUGAUUAUUACUCUGCGAGUGGGAUAACUCUGCUCUGGCAGGCCUUCUGGGAGUGUGUGGUGGUGGCCUGGGUGUACGGCGCUGAUCGCUUCAUGGACGAUGUGGCCUGUAUGAUCGGCUAUCGUCCUCUGCCGUAUAUGAAGUGGUGCUGGUCUUAUGUCACUCCGGUAGUAUGCAUGGGUGUUUUCUUCUUUCAUGUGGUCAACUACAAGCGAUUAGUGUAUAAUGCGGUGUAUGUGUACCCGUGGUGGGGUGAGGUGCUGGGCUGGUUUCUCGCUCUCUCAUCCAUGCUUUGCAUUCCUCUCACCGUCCUCUACAAACUGCUGCACUGCAAAGGCUCUCUCAUCGAGCGUUGGCAGCAUCUGACGACACCUGUCUGGGGUCGACAUCACCUCGAGUUCCUUCCACCUGAGAAUGGAGCCAGACUUCUACCAAAGGCAGAAGAGAAUAAAAACACACUGUUAUAUGAAAGUGUCAUUUAAUAUCCUGGCCAGCACUAGCAAAUGAUCAGAUACAGAAAAACACUGCCCUGCAAACACACGCACACACACACAGUGGUGUUUGCUCUGUUAUGAGUAAGAGAAUCAUUCAAGUCAAGUCCAUACUGCACAGCAAAGCACCUAUAUGCCUUUAAACGGGUUAUAUGACAUUGCUAAAAAGAACAUUAUUUUGUGUAUUUGGUGGAAUGCAAUAUGUUUAUGUGGUUUUAAGUAAAAAAAACAACAAACAAACAAAAACACACAUUAUCUUCCAAAUACUAUACAUUAUUGAUUCUCCUCUAUGCCCUGCCUUUCUACAAUGCGUCGAUUUGUACAAAGCUCAUCGUUCUGAAAAGCGAGGUGUUCUCUGAUUGGCCAGCUAUCCAGUGCGUUGUUACUGGCUGAAUACCUAAAGUGUGUGACUGAAAUGUUAUGCCCCUCACCUCACUGUGAUGCCGUUUUCCAGCACGACCAGACAAAACCAAUAAAACCCAUUACGAACUAAGCAUUUGUUGCAGGAGUUAGCACAAAAUUACUGAUUAUAAUGACUUAUACUGUCUUUUUACGCACUGUGUUGCGUAUCCCGCUGCGUAAACAUAAAACCAUGUCUGCAUUUGUGAUCUGAGAAACAACAAACAACAAGCGCUACUCUGCACUCCUCAAAACUCAUCUGUGGUAAAUUCUUUAAAUAUGAAAACAUACUUACAGACUGUGAGUCAGAUGUGGGGGCAUGUUAGAACGAGCCUUUUUAGGGGGUGAAGUGACUCUUAACUUUUAUAAAGAAUAUCUCUUUGGGUUUGAGACUUAAGUCUUUGUAACUUUACAGAUCUUCUUUAUGCACCAAGAGCUUGUAACACUCCAAAGAGAAAGGACAAAUUGAAAUCGCAUCAUAUGACCCCUUUAACAUACACAGUGUCAUCCCACUUCAGCCACAGCAGAGCCUGUGCAUUUCAACUGUCAUGCAGUAAUAAUGCUGGUCUUCUCUCAGUGUAAUUAAAUUUCAGAAGAAGGCCUCAGGCGCACAAGAUAAUAAUGCGUGCUUGUGUUUGACCGUUAUGUGCCAGUGUGCUGAUGUUGUUCAGUAUUAUGUGUUUGUGUUUGUUACGUUGCACUGAGAUCUUACAGCAGUGUUUUGGAGCAGAGAGUUGGUUAAUUAAUAAUAAAAAAUAUAAAUUUAGUCUCAACUCAUGUUGUGUGCAUUUAUUUCGUUUGGUAAAACCGUUAUGCAAAUUAUCUAAUAAUUUGUAAAGAAUGUUCCAAGAAAGACUUUUUAGAUCCAAAAUGUUAAAUAUAUAAAACUGAGAUAUAUUAUUUUAAUAGUUCAGAUGUACAGCAUUUAUAUAAAAUAGAAAUAUUUGUAAAUAUUUUACAUAGGCCUAUCUUUA
Carassius gibelio (silver crucian carp) is the source of this 3727-nucleotide messenger RNA. Its product is annotated as sodium- and chloride-dependent creatine transporter 1-like. The record is from RefSeq and is a predicted model, not a curated record. The transcript is spliced from 15 exons. Gene Ontology annotation, cellular component: membrane. Gene Ontology annotation, biological process: sodium ion transmembrane transport. NCBI's taxonomy places the organism in Eukaryota, Metazoa, Chordata, Actinopteri, Cypriniformes, Cyprinidae. Bases 387 to 2345 code for a protein of 652 amino acids.